Messenger RNA from Tachysurus fulvidraco (yellow catfish), 3292 nucleotides. RefSeq names its product centlein, centrosomal protein (gene cntln). Gene Ontology annotation, biological process: centriole-centriole cohesion; protein localization to organelle. The transcript has 21 exons. Gene Ontology annotation, cellular component: centriole; centrosome. The coding region runs from base 116 to 2851 and encodes 911 amino acids. NCBI's taxonomy places the organism in Eukaryota, Metazoa, Chordata, Actinopteri, Siluriformes, Bagridae. The record is from RefSeq and is a predicted model, not a curated record.
UGUGUGUGUGUGUGUGUGUAGGGGUGAGCUGCAGGAUCUUCAGUGUCUGUAUGUCCAGAGUGUGGCUCAUGCAGGAGAGCAGGCAGAACUCAUCCAGCAGCUGGAAGGUCUCAACAUGGACACACAGCAGAUCCUGCAGAGCCAAGAGAGAGUACACACCACACACACUGCCUCAUACCACAAGCUGUACAGUGAGUUGAGUGUUUCCUACCAGGCCCUCCGUGUCAGUGAGGAGCAGCUGCGACAGAGAGACGCCUCUCUCACUGAACAGCUUUGUCAGAAGGAAAAGCAGGUCUCUGAACUUCAGGACCAACUUCAGCAGAUCCAACAGCUGGUAACACCCCACCCUCUGUCCCAUCAGCAGAAGAUAGAGCAGGAGUGUGUGGAGGCUGCACAGACUCAAGAGUGUGUGUCUCACUUCGCAUCCUCUGAGACUCAGAGCUGUGGUACACAAACAGAGCAGGGUUCUAGGUCUGUUUCUCCAAGCAGUAAUAGAACAGCUGAGAAUAAAAUCCAGCAGUUGGAGGAGUUACUCAUUCUCAAGACAGCAGAGAACGAGGAGUUAAGGCGAGCUCAUGCAAAGCGUCACGAUCGUCUGCGCCUGAUUCAGACCAACUACAGAGCGGUGAAGGAGCAGCUGAAGGAGGUGGAGGACACACAGGACCUGCCUAAAGGCAGUACAAGGCGAGCUGAGACGUGGGAGCUCCGUCAGGAGAACAGUGAUGCCGUUUGGAACGAGUUGGCCUUCUUUAAACGCGAGAACAAGAAGCUUCUUGCUGAGAAGUCUCAGCUGGAGGAGGAGUUGGAUGUGGCUCGUGUUCGAGUGGCCAUGGAGCGAGCCACAGCUCAGGAGUUACGUCUGCAUCUGCACGAAGAACAGCAAGAGCUGCAGCUGAAUGAUGUUGAUGAGGACAGAGUGAGCAGCACACCUUUACCUGCUGUACACAGAAUACACUCCUCUAUUAGAAAGAUUGAAGUGUUGGAAAGGAAGAUGGUGUGUCUGGAGAGAGAGACGUUGAAGCUGCGAGAGGACAAGCAGACUCUACAGGACACCUGUGAUCUCCUGCGUAGUGAGCUGGAGGAGGCCCGUGUGCGUGAGGAAGUGACCCAGGCCCAGGUGAGUGCAGAGCGGGACAGGCUGCUAGGUGAGGCCCAGGCUCUACAGGCCCAGUUGGAGAAAUCACACAGAGCACAGACUGCGUGUCAGGCGGCGUUAAUGAGGGUGAGACAGGAAGUGGGGGUGCUGAGGGCGGAGAGGGACUUCUACAGGAACAAGACACGGAGAGGACGGCGGUGUGGGGAGGACACCAUAACACACCCCACUGUCUCACUGCAGCCAAGGACACGCAGUCCGGUCAAGGACGAGUGGGAGGACAUGAGUCCAGACAGUGACAGUGAGGACUUCUCUGACACUCGGCGUGCUGCUCAUCCUCUCCAGGCCUGCGAGGCUCUCCCUCGUCGAGUCAGAGACAGCUUCACCAGGGCUCACAGCACAGUAUCACAGCUUAACACGGAAGGGUGGAGGAGGAGGAAGAUGAUGAAAAGGAGGAGUGUAUGUGUGAUGAAGAAGGGAGCAGGAGUAUGUGAGGAGGCAGUAGUGAGGAAGAGGAGGGUGAUGAAGAGAGGUGGUGUGUGUGCUGUGUUCACUCAGAGGCUUGCCUGUCUGCAGCAGCAGGUUGCAGUUCUGCAGGCGGCCAGCAGGGCGGCGCACGACGAGCGACUCAAAUACCAACACACACACAAUGAACUGCAGACACUAACAAACACGCUGCAGCAACAGAAGGCGGUGUUGGAGGCGGAGUUAGAGCGGUUGAAGAAGUCCCGCCCCCCUGAGGCACAACACCAGCUGUCUGUCACCGCGUCGGCCCCUAACCCUGACCUCCCUAAUGUCAAAACACUGGAGAGUGAAAUCAAACAGCUCAACAACAGGCUGAAGAGUUCUAGUGCCGAGGUGAGCCGUCAGAGUGCUUUGAUUAAAGGCCUCAGGACAGAGCUGCAUGAGCGAGACCAACGACUUAAGGAGCUACAGGACAAGGUGUGCCACUGUGAGAGGGAUGUGGUGAUGAAGAGACAGUUGGUGGAAGAUCUGCGCAGUCGGCUGAAGAUCCUGCAGGAUUCAGAGAGCAGCCAUCGCUCACACAUCGACGAACUGGAGAGAAAGGUGAAGGCUCAGUGUGAGGAAGCAUCCAACAGGAAGUCAUUUAUGGAGUCUCUAAAGAGGAGGCUGAGUGUUGUUACUCAGGACAAACAGCAGUGUGAGAACAUCACCAGCACACUCCGAGAGCAGCUACACACUAAGGAGCAAAAGCUAACAGCGCUGCAGGCUCGGGUGACGGAGUGUGAGAGGUCAAAGGUCAAUCUGGAGCAGACAGCAACAGAGCAGAUGAUGCUUCUGACCAAUCAGAGCACAGAGACGAUACACACGCUGCAGAACAAACUCACACUGGCACAGUGUCAACACCAACACUUAUGUUCAGUCAUCCAGGCUCUGGCUAUGGAAGUAGACAGAGAGGUGAGGGAGACCAGAGGUGAGCUGAGAAAGAGGAGGAGAGAGAGGAAGAAAAGGGAGGGAUCAGGAAGAGGAGGAGUAUCUAAGCGCUCCAUGGCGAAAGCUCAGUCCAUCGCUGCCUCUAUCCUCAAUGUCAGUGCUAAUGACCUGGCUAGCAUCCUGGAUACAGACCAGGAGGAAGAGGGUGAUGGAGAAGCAGAUGGAGAUUGGAUAAAUCACAUUCAGCAGCUCCUACAGCAGCAGUGUGUCUCUACAGGUGAGUUGUUGGAUGUUCUCUUGGUGAAGAUGAAGGAGAACAAGGCUUUGAUGGAGGAGCUGGUCACUCAGAGAGACAGCCACUGAACACAAUGGAGGAAUAAGCACACAUCUGUCCGUCCUGCCUUUUCUUAGUCAUGCAUUAUACUUUACUCCUGUUCUCUCUCUUUCCUGUUACCUUUCUUCCUUUUGUCUUCCUCCUUCAUUUUUUAUUUCAUUCACCAUCUUGGUCACUCUUUCUUUCUCCUCUUUUUUCUGUUAUCUUAAACUGGAGUGUAAAUUCUGUAGCAUUGUAUUUGGAGUGUGUGUGUGUGUGUGUGUCAGAUGUAAUGUGUGUGUGUCAGAUGUAAUGUGUGUGUCAGAUGUGUGUGUGUGUCAGAUGUAAUGUAUGUGUGUGUGUGUCAGAUGUAAUGUGUGUGUGUGCAUGUGUGUCAGAUGUAAUGUGUGUGUGUGCAUGUGUGUCAGAUGUAAUGUGUGUGUACACAAUUAGGAUCCAUAUGAAUUAAACUAAUUUGUAUAGUGUGUUUA